Dermacentor andersoni is the source of this 1842-nucleotide messenger RNA. RefSeq names its product Bardet-Biedl syndrome 5 protein (gene BBS5). Gene Ontology annotation, cellular component: BBSome; ciliary basal body. Gene Ontology annotation, molecular function: phosphatidylinositol-3-phosphate binding. Gene Ontology annotation, biological process: cilium assembly; intracellular transport. The record is from RefSeq and is a predicted model, not a curated record. NCBI's taxonomy places the organism in Eukaryota, Metazoa, Arthropoda, Arachnida, Ixodida, Ixodidae.
CACGCGCAUCCGUCUGCAUUUGUCGUCGUCCCGUCGGCGCCCCUCGGCUUAAGCGCGUCAACGCGCUCGUGCAACUGUUCGCGCGUUCGUCGUCGUCGUCUUCGCUCCACAGCUGGCUCCGAUGCUGUUUUCCCAUACUCCCUCCCUCUGCGAAAGCGCUGACGGCACUGGCCCACUGCCAGUCGGUGCGGUGAUUUGGGUAUCAAUUUGUUUGCCUCAAUAUAUCGCGAAAUGAAAACACGAAUGAACGCAGAUGUAUAAAAAUAAAUGUGUUUUCGUACCCUUUGUCACGAUGACCACCGAUCAAGACAAUAAAUGUGUUCGUACCUUUACUCAAAAUUCUUUGUCACCUCUUUGUCGUGUGCUGCAAAGCUUGGCUGGGCAUCCACCUUCAUAGGGUGGAAUGGCUCAUGAUUUUUUAUUGUUUGCUGUUACUAUUAUUAGUUUAGACGUGUAAUAUUUUUAUUGUACAGAUCCCUCGUCGAGUCUCACGCACAAGUUCGUAGUUGGUGCGCCAACGUACCAACGUCGCAUACGCUAGCGCCAUUAAACGCUAAUGACAACAAACACGGUGGCUAGAAGUUAUAACGUUACUAUGGCGAUGGCUGUCGCUUAGCAACGGCUUGGUUUCGUUUCUCACGCACCUUGAGUACACUUGAGCGGCGUGCGCCGUGCAUUAUGUCGGAAUCGGAAGGACUCUGGCAAGAUCGAGAUAUCAGGUUCGAUAUCUCAAACCAAGACCUCCAAUACGGUGCUGGAGAAGAACAGGUUGACAGGCUUCCGAAUGUGGAAGACACCAAAGGAAACAGCGGAGAUAAAGGAACAUUGUAUGUCACCAACCUACGGAUUAUCUGGCAAUCUCUUGCUAGGCCAAGAGUAAACUUGUCUGUGGGAUUCAACUGUGUGACAGGAAUAUCAACGAGAACUGUGAACUCUAAAUUAUGCGGAAUCGCCGAAGCGCUCUACAUCAUGACUAAGUCCAACAGCACCCGCUACGAAUUCAUAUUUACCAACCUGAGCCAGAUCAUGGAGCAACCGCGUCUUAUAGCAUCUGUCCUCAACACAUUCAAGGCGUACAGUGCCACCAAGCUGUACCGUGACUUGCACCUGCGUGCCGCACUACUGCACAACCGUCAGCUGCGACUCCUACCCAUGGAGCAGCUGUGCAGCCAGGUGAACGGCGUCUGGAACCUGUCCAGCGACCAGGGUAACCUGGGGACCAUGCACGUUACCAACGUGCGCAUCGUCUGGCAUGCCAACAUGAACGAGUCUUUCAACAUCAGCUUGCCCUACCUGCAAGUGGCCGCCAUCAAAACACGGGAAUCAAAGUUUGGAACAGCGCUUGUCAUUGAGACAACGGACAGGAGUGGUGGCUAUGUGCUCGGGUUCAAAGUGGACCCUGUGGAGCGACUGCAGCACAUCUACAAAGAGCUGUCUAGCCUCCUGAAAGUACACAAGGUCAAGCCAAUCAUGGGAGUGGAUGUCUUCAUGCAGAAGCAGACGGCAGACGAGGAGGCCAUGACCCAAGACGCAGGUCCUGAAAUGCAAGACGAGCCCGAGGUGAACAGCGCGGAUGGAACUCACUAUGACGCCUUUGCUGCCUACCUGGCAGACGGUGGUCACAAUCGUGACCGUGAGGUUGUGCUGAGCCCCGAGCUAGGUCUUGCUGUGGAAAAAUUACCCGAAGGUUUCACACUCGCUAGCCUCUGGGAAGUGCUGCCACCUUCGUCCUGAGCCUACCAGUCACUCAAGGCCAAUGGGAAUGGCAGAAGUCAACAGUUAUCGCAACACUACUUCUCGAUUUCGUCCAAAUAAACAGCAUCUCACUUUUGCCUGCUUUCA